AUGGUGACGGCACUUUCGUCCACCGCCACCUGCGCCACAUCCCUCCACUUUCCACACCCGUCUCCUCCCUGUAGUAUCAGCAGUGGCGUCGGCCACGUCCAGUUUUUCCGCCGGCGCUGUCGCGGGCUGCAGAGGCGGGGAGGCGGCGAGGCAGCGCGCGCGGGGCUGGGGGGAUUGCUGGGCGGCAUGUUCGGCGGAGGCGGCGGCGACGACGGUGAGGCAGCGAAGAGGAGGUACAACGACACUGUCGCGCUCGUCAACAGGCUGGAGCCCGAGGUCUCCGCGCUCUCGGACGCUGACCUCCGCGCCCGCACCUCCGCGCUGCAAGAGCGCGCGCGCGCCGGGGAAUCCCUCGGCUCCCUCCUCCCCGUACGUAUUGGACAACAUCCAGAAUCACUUACAAUCUCUUAA
Messenger RNA from Triticum turgidum subsp. durum (durum wheat), 411 nucleotides. The record is from the annotation of a GenBank genome assembly. Lineage: Eukaryota; Viridiplantae; Streptophyta; Magnoliopsida; Poales; Poaceae.